UUGGCACAGACGCUGUCCGACCACACUGUCAUUUUCCUCGUAACAAAAAGCCAACCACGAAUUAAUUUUCCUAAAUUUAAUCGAAACGCGCUGCGAAAAACCCUCAAAUAAUGCGAAAAACCGCCAGCGGAAAGUGUAGUUCAGUGCAAUAGAGUGCAACGAGUGGAAAUAAAGUGAGAGAGAAAGCCAGGCAGAGAUUUGUCAACAAAAAAAGGAGAAAAAAAAUGAAAGAAAUAAGUGCCGUGUGUUCGAAACGCUAAAAAGGGAAGAACAAAGAGUCAAAUCGUUGGAAAACGCGCAGAAAACCCUGGGCCCGAAGAUCCAAGUUCGAAUCGUGUGUAGGAUUAAUUAAUAUUCCGAAAGAGGCCUCAAAUCAAAUUAAAAAUCAACUAAUAUUUUGAUAUUCAAAUAUUCAAAUGAAAUUCAUUCAUCGCCUGGGACUUUGUUCGACUAUUCUGCCAACUAUUUUCGGAUUUGAAUUGUGUAUGAGGUCGGGGCAGAAUCUGUGAUAAAACAGACAAAAAAAAAAAUAACAAACAAAAAUAAAAAAUAAAUAAGUAAGAAAAAUAAAAUGUGAAGAGAAGUAUUUACAUGCAAAAUGAAUGUUGGGCGAGAGAUGUUUUUUGUUAUAAUGCAAAUGUGAAGUGGAAGAAGAAUUCUCCGCCCGAGUGAUAAAUAAUCCGACAAAAAAAUACAAAAAAAGGGGGGUUAGCAGAAGCGGAGGGGUCGAACACGAGCACCAGCCAGCAGUGCAAACACAUUUAUCUUUAUUGAGAGCAACAAUAUCAAGAUCGAGAUAAUAAAGCAUCGUAAACCGUAAACCGUAAACCUAAAACUAAAUAUUCACAUAAUUGAAAUGCAAAUUCGUCUGAAAAAUAAAAAGUGCCUUCUAAAAACGAAUAAUAUUUAAUUGAAAAAUCUCUGUGCGUGUUCGAGAGGGAGCCUUGGGAGCCAGCAUUUUGUGAUAUGAGUGCUAAAUAUCACGGUCCCACGAAGCAGCAGCAUGCAUCCAGCGGGCGAAAAAAGGGGCGGUCGCCCCAAUGAUAAAUACACGGCGGAAGCCCUCGAGAGCAUCAAGCAGGACCUCAACCGCUUCGAAGUACAAAAUAACCAUAGGAAUAAUCAGAACUACACAGCUCUGCGAUACACUGCGGCCAAUGGACGCAACGAUGCACUUACUCCGGACUACCACCAUGCCAAGCCGCCGAUGGAGCCCCCACCGUCGGCGUCACCCUCCCCCGACGUGGUGGUGCCCCCGCCCCCAGCGAUCGUAGGCCAACCGGGGGUGGACAGGGGGGUCGGUCAUGUGCCAAAGAUGAUUACGGCUCUGAUGCCGAACAAGCUGAUCCGGAAGCCGAGUGUCGAGCGGGACACGGCCAGUAGUCAUUAUAUGAGAUGCAGUCCGGCCUUGGACUCCGGGGCCGGGAGCUCUCGAUCGGAUUCGCCGCACUCGCACUCCCACUCCGCCCUCACCCACGCCCACCAGCCCAGCUCCAGGCCCGGAGCCGGCACUCCCGGCGGAAAUGGUGGCUUCUCCCCCUCCCCGAGUGGGUUCAGUGAAGUUGCCCCGCCGGCGCCGCCGCCAAGGAAUCCCACCGUGUCUAGUGCGGCCACGCCCCCGCCUCCGGUGCCUCCCGCCAGCCAGGCGUACGUGAAGCGUCGCUCCCCGGCCCUGAACCGCCCGCCAGCGAUAGCACCACCCACCCAGCGGGGCACGUCGCCGGUAAUCACCCAGAACGGGAUCAAGAACCAGCAGCAGCUCACCCAGCAGAUGAAGGCCCUCAACCUUUAUCCUGGCGGAGCAAGUGGUGCUGUGGCGGCGGAGCCCCCGCCACCGUAUCUCAUCCAGCCUGGCGUGGCCCAGCCCCCGCCGCCGCCCAGCUACACGGCCUCCAUGCAGUCCCGACAGUCGCCGACGCAGUCCCAGCAAUCGGACUACCGCAAGUCGCCGAGUAGUGGCAUCUACUCGGCCACCUCGGCGGGAUCACCGAGUCCCAUCACCGUGAGCAUGCCGCCCGCGCCGCUGGCGAAGCCGCAGCCCCGGGCCUACCAGGCCAGGACCCAGCAGCCGAUCAUCAUGCAGAGCGUGAAGAGCACGCAGGUGCAGAAGCCGGUGCUGCAAACGGCGGUGGCGCCCCAGUCCCCCUCGAGUGCCUCGGCGAGCAACUCGCCGGUGCACAUCCUGGCCGCCCCGCCCUCCUACCCGCAGAAGUCGGCGGCAGUGAUGCAGCAGCAGCAACAGGCAGCCGCAGCGGCGCAUCAACUGCAGCAGCACCAGCUGCAGUCGAAGCCACCCACGCCCACCACACCACCUCUGCUCACGGGAGGCAGUAUUUCAGGACUCACUAGCAAAUCCACCUGCCUGGAGCCACCUUCCUACGCCAAAAGCAUGCAGGCCAAAGCGGCCACUGUGCAACAGGUGCAGCAGCAACAGCAGCAGCUACAGGCCCUCCGAGCUCUGCAGAACCAGCGGGAGCGGGAGCAGCGGGAGCUGAGGGAGAGGGAGCAGCAGAAGCUAACGAAUGGUAACCCCAGCCGGCAGCUGCCACCCCCGCCACCCUAUCAGAGCAACAACAACAACAAUUCCGAUGCAAAACCACCCAGCAAUCACAACAACAACAACAAUAACAAUAUCCAGAUCAGCAACAGCAAUCUGGCCACCACUCCUCCGAUACCACCGGCCAAGAACAGUUCCGCGAGUACGGGAGCCAACAGUUCCGGGGGGAGCAACGGCUCCGCCAGCACCACCGCCUCGUCCACGGCCUGCAAGAAGAUCAAACACGCCUCGCCCAUACCUGAGCGGAAGAAGAUAUCCAAGGAGAAGGAGGAGGAGCGCAAGGAGUUCCGCCUCCGGCAGUACUCGCCGCAGGCCUUCAAGUUCUACAUGGAGCAGCACAUCGAGAACGUCAUCAAAUCCUACCGGCAGCGCACCUACCGCAAGAACCAGCUGGAGAAGGAAAUGCUGAAGGUGGGCCUGCCCGACCAGACCCAGAUCGAGAUGCGGAAGAUGCUGAACCAGAAGGAGAGCAACUACAUCCGCCUGAAGCGGGCCAAGAUGGACAAGAGCAUGUUUGUCAAGUUGAAGCCGAUCGGAGUGGGCGCCUUCGGGGAGGUGACCCUGGUGCGGAAGAUCGACACCUCCAACCACCUGUACGCGAUGAAGACCCUGCGGAAGGCCGAUGUCCUCAAGCGCAACCAGGUGGCCCACGUGAAAGCCGAAAGAGACAUCCUGGCAGAGGCUGACAACUGCUGGGUGGUGAAGCUCUACUACAGCUUCCAGGACAAGGAUAACCUUUACUUUGUAAUGGACUACAUACCAGGCGGUGACUUGAUGUCGCUGUUGAUAAAGCUGGGCAUCUUCGAGGAGGAACUGGCCCGGUUCUACAUCGCCGAAGUCACCUGCGCCGUGGACAGCGUCCACAAAAUGGGCUUCAUUCACAGAGACAUCAAGCCUGACAACAUACUCAUCGACAGGGACGGACACAUCAAACUCACCGAUUUCGGCCUGUGCACCGGCUUCCGAUGGACUCACAACUCGAAGUAUUACCAGGAGAAUGGAAACCACUCGCGCCAGGAUUCAAUGGAGCCUUGGGAGGAAUACUCGGAGAACGGUCCAAAGCCCACUGUGCUGGAGCGACGACGCAUGCGCGAUCACCAAAGAGUCCUGGCCCACUCCCUAGUGGGCACACCCAACUAUAUAGCGCCAGAGGUGCUGGAGCGAAGCGGAUACACGCAGCUUUGCGACUACUGGAGCGUGGGUGUGAUCCUCUACGAGAUGCUGGUGGGGCAGCCGCCCUUCUUGGCCAACAGUCCCUUGGAGACGCAGCAAAAGGUCAUUAAUUGGGAAAAGACGCUUCACAUACCGCCACAGGCAGAGUUAUCCCGCGAAGCCACGGAUCUGAUCCGACGACUUUGUGCCUCGGCGGACAAGCGACUAGGGAAGAGUGUGGACGAAGUUAAGGGCCACGACUUCUUCAAGGGCAUCGAUUUUGCGGACAUGCGGAAGCAGCGGGCGCCGUUCAUCCCGGAAAUCAAGCAUCCAACGGAUACGUCCAACUUUGAUCCUGUCGACCCGGAAAAGCUGCGCUCCAACGACUCCAACAUGAGCAGCGGCGACGACAUCGACCUGAACGAUCGGCAGUUUCACGGAUUUUUCGAAUUUACCUUUAGGCGAUUCUUCGACGACAAGCAGCAUCCGGAUAUACCGGAUGAUCAGGCGCCGGUCUACGUCUGAGGCUGAUUGUUAUCCCCACCCCGCCCCCAACCCACCACCAGCGCCCCCUCCCCCCACACUCAUUGUUAGUCAAAUAGUCACAAAAGAAAGAUGAAAUGUUGAGCGGGUUUUCGCGAGUGCGUGACUACAGAAUGAAAACUAUAUAUAUUAUAUAAAUUAUAGGAGAAAGUAGCGAAGCAACUACACAUAUACCUACAGAAUAUACAUAUAUCAUAGGUAUGCUUGAGAGCAUGAACUGAAUAAAUUUAAUAACGAAACAGAAUAGAAGCCCGGACCGCGGCCUUCUAGCUGGCAUACCAUCCUUUAUACUACUCCCAAAUCGUUAUGCAUUAAACUAUUGUACUGUUAGUGAAGAAAGAGGGACCAACUGGAAAAUGUUACCUUUCUGGUGCGUGCUCAAAGCUAAGCAACAAAAUGCCUUAAAACCGAAACGAGAUCGCGAAUUUACCCAAGUCCUACCCAUCACCAACCUUUCCUUCUCUUCCACCCUCCGAUCGAUGGUCCGUGGCUUCAACUCAGCAGGCUGGUUGGUCCACACCAUUGAGCAGCAGCUCCAUCCCACUCCUUGGUGGGAUUGAGGUGCGGGCGUCGGAGAUGCGGAGACCAAAAGUCGCACGGCAGCGAUAUAAGCGGGUCUUAUAAGCCUUAUCAAAACCUAAUCUAGGGGAAAAGAUCACAGUUCAGUGGCUUUCUGCCAAUCCAUCAAUCACUGCUCAUGGAAAAGUCUUCAAAUGUGUCCUCCCAUCACCUAUACCUAUACUAAAACGGAAAAGAACAAACUUAGAUAUACCUAUGUACACAUAUCUAGCAAUGUUAGACCAACUUGUUGAACGCCAAACCAAACUGUUUAGAUCCGCACGAAACGGAGAAGAAUUCAACACUAAUUCUCUACUAUGAACAGAUAUCGAGAAGUAAUCGAGACGAUGAAAGCUAUGGAAAUUGUAAUCUUUUUAAAUGUAACAUUGUAAAGCAAACGUUAAUUAUAAUUUAUGGUAAAGUUGUCUAGCGCCCUAAGAUGUUUUUUAGUUUAUAGAGACCGCUAACCAUAAUUUAGUUUAAUUUCUAACACUUAAGCGAGAGUACAUCAAUUUUUUUGUUUUUAGUAGGUUCGUUGGAAAUUGCUAAGCUGGAAACAAUUUGUUUUUCUAUUUAAUUAGCCUCAGUUUGUAUGUGCGUGUGUUUAUUACUAUGAUUAUAUAUCUACCUAAAUAUAUAUAUAUAUAAAUUGAAAAUAUUUUAAAUGUGAGAUGAGAGCGCAAGCAAAUUGAAAUUGAAUUGAUAUGAAAAACUCUGUGUGUGCCUUGGCCAAUUAGUUUACUAAAACAAAUUAAUAAAUGGAGAA
Molecule: messenger RNA, 5576 nt
Organism: Drosophila bipectinata
Lineage: Eukaryota; Metazoa; Arthropoda; Insecta; Diptera; Drosophilidae
Gene: wts
Product: serine/threonine-protein kinase warts
Biological process (GO): G1/S transition of mitotic cell cycle; hippo signaling; positive regulation of apoptotic process
Molecular function (GO): ATP binding; protein serine/threonine kinase activity
Source: RefSeq, a predicted model, not a curated record